AUGUGUAUUGAAGUAGAAGUUGUAACUACAUAUAUUGAACUGGAAGUUGUAACUACUUACAUUGGACUAGAAGUUGUAACUACGUGCAUUGAACUGGAAGUUGUAACUAUGUUUGUAACUACUUACAUUGAACUAGAAGUUGCAACUACUUGCAUUGAACUAGAAGUUACAACUACUUACAUUGAACUAGAAGUUGUAACUACGUGUAUUCAACUAGAAGUUGUAACUACUUACAUUGAACUAGAAGUUGCAACUACUUACAUUGAACUAGAAGUUGUAACUACUUACAUUGAACUAGAAGUUGCAACUACUUGCAUUGAGCUGGAAGUUGUAACUACUUAUAUUGAACUGGAAGUUGUAACUACUUACAUUGAGCUGGAAGUUGUAACUAUUUACAUUGAACUGGAAGUUGCAACUACAUUCAUUGAACUGGAAGUUGUAACUACUUACAUUGAACUAGAAGUUACAACUACUUGCAUUGAACUAGAAGUUGCAACUACUUACAUUGAACUAGAAGUUUUAACUAUUUACAUUGAACUGGAAGUUGUAACUACUUACAUUGAACUGGAAGUUGCAACUACUUACAUUGAACUGGAAGUUGUAACUACUUACAUUGAACUAGAAGUUGCAACUACUUACAUUGAACUAGAAGUUGCAACUACUUGCAUUGAACUAGAAGUUGCAACUACUUGCAUUGAACUAGAAGUUGCAACUACUUACAUUGAACUGGAAGUUGUAACUACUUACAUUGAACUAGAAGUUGCAACUACUUGCAUUGAACUAGAAGUUGUAACUACGUAUAUUGAACUAGGAAAAGUUUUAACUACUUACAUUGAACUGGAAGUUGUAACUACUUACAUUGAACUAGAAGUUGUAACUACUUACAUUGAACUAGAAGUUGUAACUACUUACAUUGAAUUAGAAGUUGUAACUACUUACAUUGAACUAGAAGUUGUAACUACGUGUAUUGAACUAGCAGUUGUAACUACGUGUAUUGAACUAGAAGUUUUGACUACGUGUAUUGAACUACAAAUUGUAACUACUUACAUUGAACUGGAAGUUGCAACUACUUACGUUGAUCUGGUAGUUGUAACUACUUACAUUGAACUAGAAGUUGCAACUACUUGCAUUGAACUAGAAGUUACAACUACUUACAUUGAACUAGAAGUUGUAACUACGUGUAUUCAACUAGAAGUUGUAACUACUUACAUUGAACUAGAAGUUGCAACUACUUACAUUGAACUAGAAGUUGUAACUACUUAUAUUGAACUAGAAGUUGCAACUACUUGCAUUGAGCUGGAAGUUGUAACUACUUAUAUUGAACUGGAAGUUGUAACUACUUACAUUGAGCUGGAAGUUGUAACUAUUUACAUUGAACUGGAAGUUGCAACUACAUACAUUGAACUGGAAGUUGUAACUACUUACAUUGAACUAGAAGUUACAACUACUUGCAUUGAACUAGAAGUUGCAACUACUUACAUUGAACUAGAAGUUUUAACUAUUUACAUUGAACUGGAAGUUGUAACUACUUACAUUGAACUGGAAGUUGCAACUACUUACAUUGAACUGGAAGUUGUAACUACUUACAUUGAACUAGAAGUUGCAACUACUUACAUUGAACUAGAAGUUGCAACUACUUGCAUUGAACUAGAAGUUGCAACUACUUGCAUUGAACUAGAAGUUGCAACUACUUACAUUGAACUGGAAGUUGUAACUACUUACAUUGAACUAGAAGUUGCAACUACUUGCAUUGAACUAGAAGUUGUAACUACGUAUAUUGAACUAGGAAAAGUUUUAACUACUUACAUUGAACUGGAAGUUGUAACUACUUACAUUGAACUAGAAGUUGUAACUACUUACAUUGAACUAGAAGUUGUAACUACUUACAUUGAAUUAGAAGUUGUAACUACAUACAUUGAACUGGAAGUUGUAACUACUUACAUUGAACUAGAAGUUGUAACUACUUACAUUGAACUAGAAGUUGUAACUACUUACAUUGAACUAGAAGUUGCAACUACUUGCAUUGAACUAGAAGUUGUAACUACGUAUAUUGAACUGGAAGUUGUUACUACUUACAUUGAGCUGGAAGUUGUAACUAUUUACAUUGAACUGGAAGUUGCAACUACUUACAUUGAACUGGAAGUUGUAACUACUUGCAUUGAACUAGAAGUUGCAACUACUUGCAUUGAACUAGAAGUUGCAACUACUUACAUUGAAUUAGAAGUUUUAACUACUUACAUUGAACUUGAAAUUGUAACUACUUACAUUGAACUGGAAGUUGCAACUACAUAUAUUGAACUGGAAGUUGCAACUACUUACAUUGAACUAGAAGUUGUAACUACUUACAUUGAACUAGAAGUUGUAACUACAUAUAUUGAACUAGAAGUUGCAACUACUUGCAUUGAGCUGGAAGUUGUAACUAUUUACAUUGAACUGAAAGUUGCAACUACUUACAUUGAACUGGAAGUUGUAACUACUUACAUUGAACUAGAAGUUGCAACUACUUGCAUUGAACUAGAAGUUGCAACUACUUACAUUGAACUAGAAGUUUUAACUACUUACAUUGAACUGGAAGUUGUAACUACUAACAUUGAACUGGAAGUUGCAACUACUUACAUUGAACUGGAAGUUGUAACUACUUACAUUGAACUAGAAGUUGCAACUACUUGCAUUGAACUAGAAGUUGUAACUACGUAUAUUGAACUGGAAGUUGUAACUACUUACAUUGAGCUGGAAGUUGUAACUAUUUACAUUGAACUGGAAGUUGCAACUACUUACAUUGAACUAGAAGUUGCAACUACUUGCAUUGAACUAGAAGUUGCAACUACUUACAUUGAACUAGAAGUUGCAACUACUUGCAUUGAACUAGAAGUUGCAACUACUUACAUUGAACUAGAAGUUGUAACUACUUACAUUGAACUGGAAGUUGUAACUACAUAUAUUGAAAUGGAAGUUGCAACUACUAACAUUGAACUAGAAGUUGCAACUACUUACAUUGAACUAGAAGUUGUAACUACUAUAUUAAACUGGAAGUUGUGA
This is a messenger RNA of Mya arenaria, 3039 nucleotides long. RefSeq names its product paternally-expressed gene 3 protein-like. The transcript is spliced from 4 exons. The record is from RefSeq and is a predicted model, not a curated record. NCBI's taxonomy places the organism in Eukaryota, Metazoa, Mollusca, Bivalvia, Myida, Myidae. Bases 1 to 3039 code for a protein of 1012 amino acids.